AUGGAGACAGAUGACGACUUGUUCGCCGAACUGCUCGCCGCCGAAAUGGAAAGGACGAACGUACUCGCAGUUGAGAACUGUGGGUUUGUCCUCCAAAGCGGGGCAAUGAAUUCUGCUCCCGAUCCGGCAGACACGAAUAGGAUUGGAGGAACUGGUCAACUGGUGCCCCAACGGUUGAGAGUGGACUUAUCGUCUCCCCCUCACGGUGCGUUGUCGCGGGUUACGAGAUCUGGUGGGAAGGACAGUAAUGUCGGCACGAGGCAGUGGGAAGCAAAGGAUACAAACGAACUGUUGUCCUCGUACACCACGAAGGGAAGCGGUUGCCACAAAGAGACGUGCGCGUGGAGAAGGGCGACGUACCUUUCAGACACAGGAGGAAACGAAGACGAGUUGCUCAUAGAAACCCUACUACAGCUUGCGAAUGAAAAGAUCUCAUCAUCUGCUGAACGGGAAAGUGGGGUGCAACCGCCUUCGGUCUUUAUGGGUGUCACCUCUGCGGCAAGUACGAAGGGCAGCGGCCAAGUGGUCCCGGCGUCCUCUGCAGACCCGCUGGAUGACGCAGUGUUUUGGGCUGCGCUUCCAAGCGGGCCGCCCGCAACUACUGCCGGAGUUGCAUCAACCUCUGCGCAAUCAAUCGGAAUGGGUGCAGGACCAAGGAGCGCCUCGUCUAUCGCACCUCAAAAUGGACAUUGUCAAGAAAACGACGCACAAGUGCUUACCGCUGUAUUGGAUGCCCUCGCCGAUGGCCAGUCCAGCGUUAGCGGUGACUUUCUAAGUGAAGAGGACUGCAACAUGGAUGAAUUGCUGGAGCGCGCAGAGCACGUCGCUGCCUCGGCAAUCCGUGUAGAAGGGAAAAAGGGAGUCCGCCUGGUGCGUAUCCACGAGCACGUGGGUAUGCGGGAGGAGCUUCAUGGAAACAGAGAAAUCGUGGGAUGGCCUUCCUGCGUGUGCGCUCGCCCCUCUCCUUUCGACAAAAACGCCCAGGAGUGCACCAAAACCGUCUCGCCACCUGCACCGAGAAGAGUGACACUGUGUGUUGGAACUACGCUAGGCUUUGUUUUGCUUUUCGACGAAAGGCGCCGACCCAUCGGUAAAUUCGGUCCGCCAAACUCCAUACUUACCACUCUAUCAAAACCACUAGGGGCUGUCGUCUCAAUUUCGUUGUCUCACGAGGCGUCGACGAUGGCAGUGGGCUAUCAGCAUGGCACCGUUAAGAUGGUAGAAGCGAGCUCGCUAUCUACGCUUCGUGAAGUUACCGAUGAAUUCACCACUCCAAUCAUCCGAUUACGUCAUUGCCAGGAGGAGGCCUUUCGGAUUCUUGCGUUGGGAAGUUGUGGCAGUAUCAAACUGCUCUCCUUCUCGCGCGUUUUGGGCAUGAUGAGUCACCGUGUGGUGAAAGUUGCUUCUCCCGGAGGAAGCGCACCUUUCAGCGAUGUGGACCUUGUAUUUAUGAAGGAGGACAGAGUUCACGUCGUGGCUGCAGCUUCAUUUGAAGUAUUAGUUGUCCUUGCAGUGGACUGCGGAGCACAAGGUGUCGUUACGCCACUAUAUAAACGAAAGCAACAAACAAAAGGCACUAGGCACCAUUUACAACUUCAGUUUGUACCAGUGCCACUGGAGCACGAGCUUCUUCUUUGCCUCGUGCAGAACACGGAUGUGGAAGUGUUUAGGGUGGCGAAUGGUGGCGUUGUGACAGACGUGCAGAAAAUCACAGGCGCGCGUCUUGAAAGGUCACUGCGCGCAAUGACUCACAUGGAUAGUUGUUGUCUUUUCCUUGAUGAAGACAACUUCCUACACCUUUUUGACGUCAGCGCAGGUGUCGUUGUGGAGUCCCAGCAAAUGCACGAAUUGGAACCAGCGUAUUUUUCCACCGAUGGCCGUACGAAUCGCUGCAAUGCAGCACUUACGUGUAGCGGAAGAAAUGCCCUCAUUUUGGGGCGGACCACCGCCUUCAGCUGCACGUUGAUGUCAUGGUGGGAGCGCCUAGACGACUUAGUUAGCAAAAAUAGGUUCCUCGAAGCACUGGAUCAGCUAAAGGACUUCGCUCUCAAUGUCGCCCUUGCCGUCUCGGGUCUGGAAAGUGACCCAGUGGCGCGUCGCACUAGCAUUCAUGCCUACCUUUCCAUACUUGCUAAUAAGUUCCUCGCGUACAUCUUGAAGACAGCGAAUUCCACGUCUUUUAUUGUUGGGAGUAUCACUUGCCUUAUUAAAGCCUGUGCAGAUGUUGAUGCAAUGCAUGUGUUUUUUGACUCCUCAAUGGUGUACCUGCGUGAUGCCAAAGGCAGCGGUGCGCUCGCACUCUACGCUCUUGGGCACUGCAUCAAUUCGGGGGUGGUGACCUUCCUGCCGGAAGCCUACGUAGAGCCUCUUUUUACUCUUCUCGCGGACGAUGAAUCGGAUAUUGCGUUGGAGGUAUUGCACACACUAACCACACAGGGGGAGGGGGAACCCCUUCAUGGAGUGUCGCGAGCGGAACGGGUGCUGAUGAAGCUGGAAGGGGGUCACGAGUGUCUUUUGCCCCUCUCCGAGAAGUACAACUUGGUUCGUCUAAAGGUUUUCAUUCUCUGUCGCUGGCACCAUGGAUAUGCAGAUGCGCUCCAGUACGCCCUGAGAGAGUGGCGCCGCGUGAACAAAGUUAACGGAAGGGACAAUGAGGUAGCAGUUGACCUUUUUGAGUGCACUAUGAGAGGGGCCACCGUCAUGGAUGGCGUUCAUAUUCCCGAGCAGUGCUGGCGUGAGGCAAAGGGGCAAAUGUGGAGGCACCUGCUUAACACACCAGGUGAGUUCGAAACGCUUCUUCGUGUAAAUGCUGAGCGUGUUGUGAUGGUUACGCUGCCCAUUUUGCAGGAAAGUGGACCAUAUUCGCCAUGGAGUAAUCCAGAGGAGCGAGACGACUGCGCCGCCCAGCUUCUUUUACACCUCGCUGGGGUGGACUUUGCAUCUGGGAAACCGUUUAGGCCAUGGGAACUGGUGCAGCGCGACUGGCCGCCGUACUCGGUUGUGCAACAACUUUUCGCAGGGAUCAUACACCUCGUUUUGGGUGGUGCAGUGGUGCUGACUCCAGUGCAGUUAUUCUUUGAUCACGCCUGUACGCAUCUAAUAUAUCAGUUCCAAAUGGCCAGGGACAAUGUGCAGAGGCGCAGUGCGCAGACGGACGUGAUAGCACUUCUUACCAGCCCACACAUGGAAGGACUUAACUUCGCAUUUGUCGAGGCAGCGCUACAUCAGCAACGAAUGGGCCGUGCCUUGGCAGAACUUCAUUACAUUCGUGGGGAGUUGGCCGAGGCCAUCGAGUGCUACCUUUGUAAAGAAUACAACCGUUUUGACGCUACACUUGCCAAAGACGUGUUCAACUUUAUCUGGAGGGUAAGCCGCAUAGAAGGUGAAGGAAAGAGGGAACGGAGCAGGCGGCUCCGCGAUGCCGUGAUGCAUCACAUUGCUGCACUAGCUGACGCAGACCCCACAGCACUAGCGCGGUUUGUGUUUGAGCACCUUCGUGAUGACCACGAGGAGGUGAUGAGCAUUAUCCGCAAGUCUAGUAAGACAUUUCUCCGCUAUAUUGACGAGUUGGUUGCGAAAGCAGAGCCAAAAGUUCUGGGGGAUGUAAUGCUGCAAAACGCGUAUAUUGGCCUUCUUUGCUCUGAAGAUCCGGAGCGGGUGUAUCCGUACAUGCGGGCAUACGAGGCCGCGUUGGCUUACGACUGCGACACUGUCUUAUGCUCCAUGAAGAAGUACAAGGUGAUUGACGCCGCCGUUUACUUGCUCGAAAAGAGGUUCCGCGUUGAGGAAGCCGUUGAAGUGUUGAUGGACGCCAUUACAAGUAAACUUCAUGAGGUGCAGUUGGAGCUUAUACGCGAGGUCCAGUCUCCAGAGAUGAGAAACGGAAGUUUUGUAUCAGGUUCCGCACAACGCAAGCAUUCGUCUCCACAGCGCCAAACCAUAAGAGCAGCUCAAUCGGGGUCCUGUGAGGAGGCUCUUCAACACGUGGUGAGGCACGCAGUUGAUCUAUGCGCUAGGCAUUACGCCGCGGAGGAAGCUCGGUCGUAUAAGGUGUGGAUGACAUUGUUUGGUCAUUUCGCAAGUCCGCAAAGAAGUCUAGGCGACUGUCUAGAACGGGAGGGAGCGCUGCAAGAAUCAGGUUCCAUCUCCGAAGCUCUUGACGAAAGAAACGGAGGCCCCGCGGAGUUCGGGGGCUCAACGAAGAAGUCUGGUACACCGUUAAGCCUUACGCCCGAAGAGCGUUCCAUUGUGGUUAAGAGAUUGCUUCCCUUAUUCACCGAUUACGCGUCAUACAUCUUGAUGUGUAUGAUCAAGGUGCUCAACCUUGCCGACGUUAUUACAUUCAUCGUGGGAAGUUGCAAGAGGGAGGGUUUAAAAACUCUUGAGUCGAUAAUUUCCCGUACGGUGGGUUCGCUGCGAUUUGAGUGCGAAGUUAACGAAAUUUGCAAUGAUUCCCUUCAGCAGGAUGCUAUAAAUUUAAGCAGGGAACAUUACCGCCGCUUAAAUAUGGGUGUGAUGCCCGUGGCCAACAUGUGUUAUGUGUGCGGUGGGGACCUUAACUUUGCUCGUGGCGUGGGGGCCGAAACAGCCGUGAGGAUAUACGCAUGCGGUCACGCGUAUCAUGAGAAAUGUAUUGUGGGUGGUGCUAGUGAACACCUAGGCAAUACGUGUAUCCAGUGCAGCAGGUCGCGAUCAGGUGUUGUUAAUUCAUCAGCGCUGAAUAUGGGAGUAGUCCAACUGGGCGAGGGCAUCCCUGGAAAUGUUGGACCCAACCAACGCGGCUGUCACUUAGAGGAGGAAGAAGAAGAGGGUGGGGAAGCCGCGGAAGUUGACAACCCACAGAUGAUUUUGCGGAGGUUAAGGCAAACACGAGCGAAGAUGAGCUGGUCUCGGGAAUGCAGAAACAGGAUACAAAGUUUCCUCCGCAAGAAAUGUGGUGAACAGGAAACUCUUUCCAUGGCUCCAACGGUGGAGAGGCCUCUUGUAGUGUUACCGGGCGUCACUGGCACAACCUCAGCGGCCGCAUCGGAAGAAGGGCCAGAAGCCUUGCCAGAAGUGGACAACGCGCUUCCAAUGACACUGACUGAUGAGGAGGUUCUCGAGUUAUUCGACACCUGA
This is a messenger RNA of Trypanosoma brucei brucei TREU927, 5118 nucleotides long. RefSeq lists its product as hypothetical. The transcript has a single exon. The record is from RefSeq and is a predicted model, not a curated record. Gene Ontology annotation, cellular component: late endosome; HOPS complex. Gene Ontology annotation, biological process: protein targeting to vacuole; endosomal vesicle fusion. The coding region runs from base 1 to 5118 and encodes 1705 amino acids. Gene Ontology annotation, molecular function: protein binding. NCBI's taxonomy places the organism in Eukaryota, Euglenozoa, Kinetoplastea, Trypanosomatida, Trypanosomatidae.